Neopsephotus bourkii (Bourke's parrot) is the source of this 3698-nucleotide messenger RNA. Its product is annotated as gamma-aminobutyric acid receptor subunit rho-1. Gene Ontology annotation, cellular component: GABA-A receptor complex; synapse; neuron projection. Gene Ontology annotation, molecular function: neurotransmitter receptor activity; extracellular ligand-gated monoatomic ion channel activity; GABA-A receptor activity. Gene Ontology annotation, biological process: signal transduction; regulation of membrane potential; nervous system process. The transcript has 10 exons. NCBI's taxonomy places the organism in Eukaryota, Metazoa, Chordata, Aves, Psittaciformes, Psittacidae. The record is from RefSeq and is a predicted model, not a curated record. The coding region runs from base 274 to 1710 and encodes 478 amino acids.
GCCUGUUUGGACAAAAAAUAAUUGUUCUCCGAGAAUACGUGAAUUCAACACUGCUAGAAAAUCCCUGCCAUCUGACGUAGAAGGAUUUAUAGGUUUAGUGGAAAUUGCUUUCCCCACUGUCCAGAUUAAAUACUGCAGGAUGAUUUUUUGUAUGAGUAAACAUCCUUCCAAGAACGAUCAGACCGAUAAUGUCUUAAAAAGAGGAACAGGAUCUACAUUUUUGUUUUCUUCUUUUUGUAUGGACUAUUUCUGGAUACAGAACCUUCAGGUUACAUGUUGACUGUCCAUAAAAUGCAUUUUAGCAUCUUCCUCCUGUUGUGGGGUUGGGUUUUAUCCACUGAAUGCAGAGCCCACAGACAAGGAAAGGAAAUACAUGAAGUAUACAAAAAAGGCAGCCGGCCGCAGCGGCAGCGACGGGAAGCCCACGGUGAAGGACACAAGCAAGGCAGCCCAAUCCUAAAACGAAGCCCUGACAUCACCAAAUCUCCCCUGACAAAGUCAGAGCAGCUGCUGCGAAUAGAUGACCAUGACUUCAGCAUGAGACCAGGGUUUGGAGGCCCUGCAAUUCCUGUUGGGGUGGAUGUCCAAGUUGAAAGUCUGGACAGCAUUUCUGAGGUGGACAUGGACUUUACCAUGACGCUUUACCUAAGGCACUACUGGAAAGAUGAGAGACUGUCCUUCCCCAGCACCAACAACCAAAGCAUGACCUUUGAUGGCAGGCUGGUGAAGAAAAUCUGGGUCCCUGACAUGUUCUUUGUCCACUCAAAGCGUUCUUUCAUCCAUGACACCACCACAGACAAUGUCAUGCUGCGGGUCCAGCCGGAUGGGAAGGUACUUUACAGCCUCAGAGUUACGGUAACGGCAAUGUGCAACAUGGAUUUUAGUCGCUUCCCACUGGACACACAGACAUGUUCCCUGGAGAUUGAAAGCUAUGCCUACACUGAAGAUGACCUUAUGCUCUACUGGAAGAAUGGGAACGAUUCCCUAAAAACAGAUGAGAGGAUAUCGCUGUCCCAGUUCCUGAUCCAGGAGUUUCACACCACCACCAAGCUCGCCUUUUACAGCAGCACAGGGUGGUACAAUCGCCUCUACAUAAACUUCACUUUACGCCGACACAUCUUCUUCUUCUUGCUCCAAACCUACUUCCCCGCCACCCUCAUGGUCAUGUUGUCCUGGGUGUCCUUCUGGAUCGACCGACGAGCAGUUCCUGCCAGAGUCCCAUUAGGGAUAACCACUGUGCUGACCAUGUCCACGAUCAUCACUGGGGUGAACGCCUCCAUGCCUCGUGUUUCCUACAUCAAAGCAGUGGACAUUUACCUGUGGGUCAGUUUUGUGUUUGUUUUCCUCUCGGUGCUGGAAUACGCGGCUGUGAAUUACCUGACUACAGUGCAGGAGCGGAAGGAGAGGAAACUGCGGGACAAGCUUCCCUGUGCAUGCAGCCUACCUCAGCCCCGGCCCGUGAUGAUGGACGGGAGUUACAACGACGGGGAUGUGAAUGAACUGGGGAACUACAUGUCUGAGAAUGGAGACAAACAAGACCGAAUGAUGGUGCAGCUGGCACUGGGGUCUGAGAGGGGCUCAGGCAGGAGGAAAAACCAGAGAUACGUCAGCAUGCGGAUCGACACUCAUGCCAUUGACAAGUACUCCCGGAUAAUAUUCCCUGGUGCAUACAUCCUAUUUAACUUGAUAUACUGGUCCAUUUUUUCAUAAACAUACCUAACUCCUGUAGUCACAGAGCAUUGUGACAUUCGAUGAAAGUACAGUCUCAUAGGCUAACAGAUAAAACUCACUUGUGGCAUGAAUAAUUGUGCGAGUUAUUGUGCAUUUCAGCAAAAUAGAGGUGAUACGAUCGGAAGUUUUAUACUUACUUAAAGCUGUGCUACGUUCUUUCUUGUGCCUCAUAGGCCACUGUAAACUAUUUUAAUAAGCGACUAUAAUUACCAGUUGCUUAUAUAUAGUGCAUCCUCCAUUUAGUGCUCCUGAGAUCCUAAUUCUUCAAGUACCCGAGCAUGUGCAUGCAUCUUUCAACUCAGCAGACUUCUACACAUUCAACAACAGUAAAAGCAAGAAUAUGCAAAUACUUGCAUGCUUGCAGGAUGAGGUCAGAAACGGCCAUUACAAACACAAAACAUCCAGUGCUGGAAAACACUUCGACAAUGUUAUUGCUAGCUACAGCUUGCUUUCACUGCUUAAUGCAUGCUGCCCUCACAGUACUGUGCUGGCAAGUCCACAUAGGAAUACUUUCAGACUUGUGCUUUGUCCUGAUCGUAUUUAAAAGAAAGAAAUCUCACCAAGCUAUUUUGACUAUCUUUUUAAAGUAUGACUGGCAAUGUACAUUCACUAAGGAACAGCGCUAAUCAAGUCUUCUGGGAACACAGGAGCUCUCCUUGGAUCUGCUUGUUUGAGUCAGUGGGAGUUUUCUUCUUGGGUUUCCUGGGAAAGGAAACAGGUCUCUGUACAAAAUGACCCAGUGAAGACAACCAGGUGUCUACAAAGAGUAAAACUACUCUGCAAGAAGCCCAUUUUCUCUGAGAUAGUCUGGGCGUUACUGGUCUGUACAGCCUGAGAACCUGUUGCAGCCUGUAAAGCCACUAGUUGUAUUUGCUUCCAGGAAAAGCCUGGUUCAUCUGGGUUUUAGUAAAAGCACAGUAGAAAGGGGCUUAACAGGUGACAAAGCAGUAGUAAGGACUUUAUAUUUGAGUUACUAAAGAUACCAUGCCAAAAACUUCAGAGUGAAGUAAAAAAGAACUUCCACCACGAGGCAGCAGCUCCACUGCAGACCCAGGUACAUCUAACUGAGGACUCUGCUUCCAUGCUGCAUCUGUCUCCCUGUCACCCUGCAGCCCUCUGUGCCCUUAAAGCAGGCCCAGCAUUUUCCAGGGCAGGAGAAAAGAGACGCAGCUGGAGCUGGGGGCACUUGGCAUUGACUCAAGUCCUAGCUCUCCAUCACGGUUUCUGCAGAGCAGCCAGUCAGUAGAAAUAUUCCAUAUGGAAGAGGCAAACUCUGCAAUGUGAAAGUAAUAAAAUAGCUCAGGAAGACAAGAAUCAGUUGAAUGGGAUCAGGGGCCUUUACAAUAAGAGGAGCACCAAAGGUGUCUCAGAAAGCGUGGUGUAUAGCAUAUCUGCUGCCAUGUGCUGUACAACUACAUCCAGAAAGCUAACAGACGGCUUGGGUGAACAGGACUUUAAACACACACACAAUUUUGUAUGCAGUUACCAAGUUCUUUACUCCCUGCACAGCAGCUGCUGUUGUCUCUGACAGAGGUAGCUGCUCUGAGAAUCGGACCAAAGCAGUUGUGUCUCUAAAAGGAAAGUGAAUCUUCUGACAUGAGACCUGCCCUAGCCUGGCUAAUCAGCCACUCUACCAUCAGGCUCGUGACACAGACUUUGCGGCUAUUUGAACACUGCUGGCUGUUGCUUUAAUUUCCUAUGUAAAUAAGCAUCACGUAAACAUACGCAGCCUUUCUUACAACUGCUAAAAUCAUGAUGUGCAAAACAAGCUAUGCUCACCUUGCCCUUACAGCCUACACUCCAUAGGUGACACAAUGAAAUCACAAAAGCUAAAAGCCAUUAAAACACACGCAUCCAUGAGAUAGUUUUAGUACUCAUUUCUACAUAGCUGCUUUUUUUCCCCCCACAUACACAUACUUGGUUUCAUUUUAUCAAGUUUCCUCCAUAUCAUAUUAUUCUUCAGUAGG